AUGGCAGCAGUCCUGAUUCUCCUGACCUUUCUUCUGCCGCUUGGAGCUGGUGCAGAGGAGAUCAUCGGGGGCCAUGAGGUCAAGCCCCACUCCCGCCCCUACAUGGCAUUUAUUGAAUUUGUGAAAGAUGAUGGGAAAAGGUAUCGCUGUGGAGGCUUCCUGGUGAAAGACAACUUCGUGCUGACAGCUGCUCACUGCAUGGGAAGCUCAAUGAGAGUCACUCUAGGAGCCCACGACAUCAGCAUCCAGGAGGAGACCCAACAGAUUCUCGCUGUGGCAGAUGCCAUCCCACACCCAGACUACAAUCCUAAUGAUAUUUCCAAUGACAUCAUGCUCUUAAAGCUGGAGAGGAAGGCCAAGAGGACUAAAGCUGUGAGCCCCCUCAACCUGCCCAGUAGCAAGGUCCAUGUGAAGCCAGGGGACAUGUGCUAUGUGGCUGGUUGGGGACAGUUGGCACCAAAGGGUAAAUUCCCAAAUACCCUACACGAAGUGGAGCUGACAAUCCAGAAGGAUCAGGACUGUGAAUCCAAGUAUCCAGACGGUUACAACAAAGCCAUUGAGAUGUGUGUGGGGGACCCAAAGAUCAAGAGAGCUUCCUUUAUGGGGGAUUCUGGAGGACCUCUCGUGUGUAAAAAAGCAGCAGCGGGCAUCGUCUCCUAUGGACGUGCUGAUGGUUCAGCUCCAAGAGUCUUCACCAAAGUGUCAAGUUUCCUAUCCUGGAUAAAGAAAACGAUGAAACGCAGCUAACUACAGAGCAAACCAGACCCCUCCCUGACUCACCAUCUUCCCUACAGCUUAGUCCAGGACUGCCCUAGGACAGAAGCCAGCAUCUUAAUAAAGGUCUCUUUGC
Molecule: messenger RNA, 850 nt
Organism: Arvicola amphibius (Eurasian water vole)
Lineage: Eukaryota; Metazoa; Chordata; Mammalia; Rodentia; Cricetidae
Product: granzyme C-like
Exons: 5
Coding region: 1-747 (248 amino acids)
Biological process (GO): proteolysis
Cellular component (GO): cytoplasm; intracellular membrane-bounded organelle
Molecular function (GO): serine-type endopeptidase activity
Source: RefSeq, a predicted model, not a curated record